AUGAAAUUUAACUUUUCCAUCCUGAGGAUCUUGUUGCUGCUAGCAUGUUUCAUAAGUUCAUCGAAGACCUCAAGUGCCUCCGGGCCCAGUUGCCCGGUCGAAUGUUUCUGCCAGACGGUCGUCGGCUCCGAGGGAGCGAGCGAGCUGCUCGUCACAUGUACGCGGGGUGACCAGAACACAAUUCCUGUCGAUCAGCUAGACAGGACUGCCAACAUCAUCGUCAUCGCUCCCCCGCCUACCCGUCCUAAUUAUCUCACUAUUGGACCCAUCUUCACCCAGCCCGCCCCUUUCGCUAACCUUCGAGAACUGCACAUUGUCAAUUCCAACGUACCUUCCAUAGGUCAGUACUCUUUUUGGGGCCUUCAAAACUUAAGAGUACUGAACCUAACGCGCAAUAACCUUACAAGCAUCGGCGCUGAUAAUUUCCGGGGACUCAUAAAUUUAACGGAUUUAUUCCUCGAUCAUAACAAUAUCGAACAGAUGCCGAGUGAAACAUUCCGACACCUCACAGCUCUCAGGACUUUGACCUUGUCGCAAAAUCAAAUAUCAGCAUUAGUACCUCGGCUCUUUCGUAUGCUGGCGAAAUUACUUUAUUUAGAUCUCAGUGACAAUCCUCUAGUCGAUUUAAACCCUGAAGUUUUCAAAGACAUUCAACAUCUAAGAUUUUUUAUUUGUCGGCGAUGUUUAUUGCGUAGAGUGAAUACCCAAAUAUACCACCUCGUCCCACAUCUCGAGGAGUUGGACUUGGGAGAGAACCAAUUCAAAUAUUUGACUUCAGAUGAAUUUAUCAGUCUGAAAAAGUUGAAGAAGUUGAAGUUGGAUGGAAAUCAAUUGUCAGUGAUCGUCGACAACAUGUUUGGUAGGAAUAGAGAGUUACGAGUUCUAACCCUGGCACGAAACCGUCUCGCCCUCUUGGCGCCAGCGGCCCUAAACAACCUCACCAACCUGAUGCAUCUGGACAUAAGCCACAAUAAAAUAGACAGGUUCCACCUGCAAACAUUCGCCCCAGCUGUCGAUUCCCUGAAAACAAUAAAUAUUAGCGGCAACAAUUUACCCCUCAAUGAAAUAGCUCUUGUUCUCCAAAUACUUCCCGAAAUUCAAAGUGUUGGCCUCGCUAAUUUGUCCCUGCAAGAAGUCCCACCUAAUUUUUUCAUCUAUAAUGAACACUUGGUAUCACUCGACGUAUCCUGGAAUAAAUUAACAAAGUUUCCUUAUAAACUCCUGACGAAGACAAAAUUCUUGCAAACAUUAGAUAUGUCUCGCAACAGAUUACAUACAUUAAACGAAGAGGAUCUUCAAAGACUCGAGGCGAUAGCACACAUUGACUUAUCAAAAAACCAUUGGCGUUGUGAUCACUGCUCGGUGGGGACGAUGUUGGCUUACAUGACCACUACGGUGUUGAAUUCCAGCAUACGACAUCUCACGUGCCAUUCUCCUCUGAGACUUCACGGUGUUACUUUUGGCGAAUUGGAUUUUGAUAAGCUGGAGCCUUGUAUGGGAACCCAUGAAGCCCAAAUGAGCGUAAUAGCGGGGUUGAUGUUGCUUUGCGUGGCUGUGUUUGCAGCAAUAGCAGCUGCUCUGUGCUGCACGCGCCGACGUACAGCUCAUUACUACACGAACGAGGAAAAGCGUAGAGAGCAUGCUCACGAACACCCAGAAGAACUGCUCGGCCAAACCGACUUGGGCAGUGUCGCGACUAUCCAUGCUCCCUACCAUCUCGUGACGAAGGGAAGUUAA
Messenger RNA from Pieris macdunnoughi, 1737 nucleotides. The record is from the annotation of a GenBank genome assembly. NCBI's taxonomy places the organism in Eukaryota, Metazoa, Arthropoda, Insecta, Lepidoptera, Pieridae.